Messenger RNA from Saimiri boliviensis boliviensis (Bolivian squirrel monkey), 966 nucleotides. RefSeq names its product ubiquitin specific peptidase 50 (gene USP50). Gene Ontology annotation, molecular function: cysteine-type deubiquitinase activity. The record is from RefSeq and is a predicted model, not a curated record. Gene Ontology annotation, biological process: protein deubiquitination. NCBI's taxonomy places the organism in Eukaryota, Metazoa, Chordata, Mammalia, Primates, Cebidae.
AUGACUUCCCAGUGGUCUCCUCCUGCAGAUGACUUCAGUAUCUACUAUGUCCUCACAGAGUGCACAGAUUACUAUGAUACCCUUCCAGUUAAGGAGGCUGAUGGGAACCAGCCCCAUUUUCAGGGAGUCACUGGCCUGAGGAACUUGGGCAACACAUGCUACAUGAAUGCCAUCUUUUGGUGUCUCUGCAGCAUCUCACCACUGGUGGAAUACUUCCUCUCUGGAAAGUACAUCACUGCUCUUCAAAAUGAUUGCAGUGAGGUUGCCAUGGCUUUUGCCUACCUGAUGACAGACAUGUGGCUUGGAGACUCAGACUGUGUCUCAACAGAAAUAUUCUGAUCAGCUCUUGGCAACCUCUACCCAAAAUUUACGAAAAAGACACAACAAGAUGGUCAGGAAUUCUUGAUUUAUGUCCUAAAUGAACUUCAUGAAGCUUUAGAAAAGUACUGUUAUCCCUGGAGAAGAUCAUAUGAGAAAGGACCUACUCAGAGAUACUGCAGGACAAUUACCACUGAGACAUCCAUCAUCACCCGGCUGUUUGAAGGGCAGCUCAGUUACUGCAUCGUAUGUUUAAAGUGUGAGAAACGCACCUACAAGAACGAAGUUUUCACUCUCCUCUCACUCCCCAUUCCAUCCGAAUAUGAAUGCUCCCUUCAGGACUGUCUCCAGUGUUUUUUUCAACAAGACACACUAACCUGGAACAACCAAAUUCACUGUUCCUUUUGUGAAACCAAGCAAGAAACCGCUGUGAGGGCCAGUAUUUCCAAAGCACCAAAAAUAAUUGUUUUUCACCUAAAAAGGUUUGACAGUCAGAGUACAAUGAAAAGGAAGCUGAGAACAGAUAUUCAUUACCCACUCACUAACUUGGACCUCACUCCUUAUAUUUCCCCAAUUUUCCGGAAACAUCCUAAAUACAACUUCUGUGCAGUAGUGGGACAGCAGCAGAAGUUGGUUCCAAUAGCUUAA